This is a messenger RNA of Fragaria vesca subsp. vesca, 1758 nucleotides long. Its product is annotated as protein COBRA-like. Gene Ontology annotation, cellular component: plasma membrane. Lineage: Eukaryota; Viridiplantae; Streptophyta; Magnoliopsida; Rosales; Rosaceae. The record is from RefSeq and is a predicted model, not a curated record. The transcript is spliced from 6 exons. Gene Ontology annotation, biological process: plant-type cell wall cellulose biosynthetic process; cellulose microfibril organization. The coding region runs from base 214 to 1557 and encodes 447 amino acids.
AAUUAAUAUAAAGUAUUAGGUUUAACUGACAAUUGCACUUGGCAAGCAGAGACUUGCAGAGUGACUGAGGCAAGACACUAGCCAGCUUCCGCGUACUAGUUUCUCAGUUCCUUUUCACUCACUUUCUUCAUCUCUUUCUUUCUUGUUUCUGUUUCUGAUUAUGGUACCCGAAAGUUGAACACAGACAUUCGGGGACAAAAUCUAACAGCAAAAAUGGGGUUUCUGCUGUCCAAGUUAACCAGCUUUGCCACUGUGCUUGUAUUUUGGCUUUGUUGCUUCACCUUCACCUCAACAGAUGCAUAUGACCCUCUUGAUCCCAGUGGCAACAUUACGAUUAAGUGGGAUAUUAAAAGCUGGACCCCUGAUGGCUAUCUUGCCAUGGUUACCAUUUAUAAUUACCAGCAGUAUAGACACAUUCAAGCACCAGGCUGGUCACUAGGAUGGGCAUGGAAAAAUAAGGAGGUGAUUUGGGACAUGGUGGGAGGACAAGCUACCGAACAAGGGGACUGUUCACGAUUUAAGACAUUUCCCCCGCAUUGCUGUAAAAAGAAACCAACCAUUGUUGAUCUACUCCCUGGAACUCCGUACAAUAAGCAAGUCUCCAAUUGCUGCAAAGGUGGAGUGCUGAGUUCAUGGAUGCAGGAUCCAUUCAAUGCUGCAGCUUCUUUUCAACUUAGUGUUGGUCAAGCGGGAACCACUAAUAAAAAAGUUAAGCCUCCAGAAAACUUCACUCUGAUGGCACCUGGACCGGGCUACACUUGUGGCGCUUUAAAAGUUGUCAAACCAACUAAAUACUUUUCUCCAGAUAAAAGGCGAGUCACUCAAGCCAUGAUGACAUGGAAGUUGACAUGCACAUAUUCACAAUUUCUGGCUCAGAAAACUCCUGCUUGCUGUGUCUCACUGUCUUCGUUCUACAAUGACACAGUAGUUCCCUGCCCAACAUGUUCAUGCGGCUGUCAAAACAACCUAACUCAUCCAGGAAGCUGUGUAGAUCCAAAGUCUCCGUAUUUGGCUUCAGUUGUUUCAGCUGCUGACAAAAAUUCGCCUUUGGUUCGAUGUACUCACCAUAUGUGCCCGAUCAGAGUUCAUUGGCAUAUCAAGCUGAAUUACAGAGAAUACUGGCGAGUGAAGGUUACCAUUACAAACUUUGAUUACAGGAGAAAUUACUCGGACUGGAAUUUGGUUAUGCAGCAUCCAAAUUUUGACAAUCUGACCCAAGUUUUCAGCUUCAACUCAAAGUCCUUGACCCCUUACGGAACCUUCAAUGAUACUGCAAUGCUGUGGGGAAUCAAGUUCUACAACGAUAUGCUGAUGCAAUCCGGUCCUGUCGGUAAUGUGCAGUCAGAGCUGCUUUUCCACAAGAAUCCAGCAACUUUCACUUUCGAGAAGGGCUGGGCUUUCCCGAGAAGAAUCUCUUUUAACGGUGAUACUUGUGUAAUGCCACCUCCAGAUGCCUAUCCAUAUUUGCCAAAUGCUGGUUCUUGUCAGUAUAUCUCUCUGCUUACACUGAUCAUGGUGUGUGCAUUGACCUUUGCAUUUGCAUAUGCUUAUGCUUAAACUCGUCGCACGAAAUGCAUCAAAUCUAAGAUUAUGGAGUGGUGAAGUUGGAUGGAUCAAUUGUGCUGCUGAUGACGACUUCUAGGAUUGCAUGAGGUGGGUGCUUCUAUCUGUUAUGUAUGUUCCUGUAGGUUGAUUGUACAUUUCUAUUUUGUAAUCUGCUACAAUGGUUAACAAGGAGUUGAAUCAAAUUGGUAGUGA